Molecule: messenger RNA, 1406 nt
Organism: Nelumbo nucifera (sacred lotus)
Lineage: Eukaryota; Viridiplantae; Streptophyta; Magnoliopsida; Proteales; Nelumbonaceae
Gene: YLS5
Product: Class I glutamine amidotransferase-like superfamily protein
Source: RefSeq, a predicted model, not a curated record
GCCAAGCCCUGUCACUCUGGGAAUCAACAAAGCCCCGUAGCCCCAGCACCAGCAGCUUCCACUCAGUGCAGGUAUUUCUAUUUCAGUCCGACUCUCUCUCUCUGCCACAGAAACCGCUCUCCCAUCUCAAACCAUGGGUUCUCUUGCACGCAAAUCCGCCCUAAUGAUCUGCGGAGAUUACAUGGAGGACUACGAGACGAUCGUGCCGUUUCAUGUUCUCCAGGCUUUCGGAAUCCGGGUCGAUUGCGUCUCCCCCGGCAAGAUAUCCGGCGACAAGUGCAUCACCGCCGUUCAUGACUACAUGGGCUACGAGCUAUACACAGAACUGCCAGGCCAUCAUUUCACUCUGAACUUUAACUUCAACGACGUCAAACCCGAGUCGUAUGACGCUCUCAUCAUACCCGGAGGCCGAUUCACUGAGCUACUCAGUUCUGACGAUAAGGUGUUGAGCAUUGUAACCGAGUUUGCCAAAACUAGGAAGCCGAUUGCAACCACUUGCCAUAGCCAGCUGAUCUUAGUCUCUGCUGGGGUCAUGAAAGGCAAGAAAUGCACUGCAUUUCCAAGCAUGAAACCGGUCAUUAAGCUUGCUGGGGGUGUUUGGUUAGACCCAGAGCCUGUGACCACAUGUGUGCACGAUGGAAACAUCAUCAGUGCAAUAGGUUGGCCUGCACAUGCCGAGUACCUCAAUCUUCUCCUUCGAUCAAUGGGAGCCAACAUCUUGAAAUCACAGAGUAAAGCAGUGCUCUUCUUAUGUGGGGAUUACGUAGAAGACUACGAGAUAAAUGUCCCAUUCCAAGCCUUGGGAGGAUUGGGCUGCAGGGUUGAUGCUGUAAGCCCAAGCAAGAGGAAAGGAAAGAAAUGUGUUACAGCCAUCCACGACCCUGAGGGUGCACAAGUCUGCAGCGAGAAGCAGGGCCAUAAUUUCAUGAUUACUGCUGAUUGGAAUGAUAUCUGCAUUGAUGAUUACGACUGCCUUGUGAUACCUGGAGGAAGAUCCCCAGAGUUUCUGGUCAUGGAUGACAAGGCGGUUGCACUGGUCAAGGAAUUUGCAGAGAAGGACAAGAUCAUUGCAGGAAUCGGACAAGGGAAGCUGCUCUUGGCUGCUGCUGGCUUAUUGGAGGGUAAGAGAUGCGCAAGUGGUCAUGCAAUGAAGGCCAUAGUCAAGGUGGCUGGUGGAUUGGUGGAGUCUACCGAGUCCGUUGCUCAUGGGAAACUCCUAACUUCAAUCGGUUGGCCUGCACUUCCAGCUUUCAUCUCUGAACUUGCCAGCCUCCUAAAGUUACUUGUUGCCUUUUAACAAUUGUCCCUGAACCAUGGAAACAGAUGACCAUAUAUGACAUGUGUAUCAUUUGGAAAUUCUAAUCAGUAUUAAUGGAAUAAGCUCCUCCAGGUAUUACAAAUGAUAA